This is a messenger RNA of Aspergillus vadensis CBS 113365, 1356 nucleotides long. RefSeq lists its product as uncharacterized. The record is from RefSeq and is a predicted model, not a curated record. Bases 1 to 1356 code for a protein of 451 amino acids. The transcript is spliced from 4 exons. NCBI's taxonomy places the organism in Eukaryota, Fungi, Ascomycota, Eurotiomycetes, Eurotiales, Aspergillaceae.
AUGGAUCCCGGGGGGAUGCGGAAGAAGGUGGCCGAAGCGGCUGCGCGUCUCAGGCUCUCCAAAGCCAGGAGGGACCUCCAGAAGCUGAAAGCUGCGAAAAAGAUGAUUGAAAAGGAGCGAGCAGAAGCGGCUGAAGAGGAAAGAGCUGCCGCAGAACUUGACAAUACGGAAUAUAUCAGAUGGCCAGCCUUCAGAGUCAUGGAAACGAUCCCCGAGGUUUCUGAGACAAAGUCGGUUGAUAUCCAAGUCCAUGGCAUGAAAGCCAGGGUUUAUCUAAGCCGUCCUGACGAAGACAUCGUGCCUUUGCGAUACCUCAAGAGAGCAGACAAAGACAAGAUCGUCCAUCGCGCUGUCUGGAUCUUCCGCAACGCCAGAAACGGACGUCGAGUCAAUCAGAAAAAAUGGCCUACCCUCGAGACCAUUUUCUUCGACGUCUUCCGUAACCUCAAGAAUUCUCCUCAGUGGGAUAAAGGUCUCUUCGAGGACGAGGCAGGAAGUGCCGCUACCUGUCCAACCAACCUUGAAUUCAGACAAGCACGUUACAACCAAGACAACGUACUUCAUGCUCUCAUAUCCGAGUUGUUCUUUAACGUGGAUGUCAUGCACCCAACUUCAAAGCCUAUGCUUUGGUUCCACCUCUACCCCAAAGUCAUGGGAGAAUACCUCGAAUAUUGGACCGGGUACAAGGAGAAACGUCAAGACGGACCCUGUACCUCCGGCCGCGUCGUCGUUGAUUAUUACCCCGAUGCUAUGUAUGCCCGCACCGUCCUGCCAAUGACAACUACUCUAACUGACAACCAACCACUCCACAAAACUCUCUCCCAAAACUUCCAACUCCACCUCGGCCAACUCCUCACCAACCUGCACCACAUGCACAUCCACCGCCACCACCUCCCCGACCAAGAAGUCUUCCUAAUCAACCUCCACGGCAGCAGACUUCACGUCCAACGCGCCAUCUUCCCCAGUUCCAAGAUCUCACGCAUCUACUGCAAGAAGUACAAGCCCGUCGACACUUCCAACACCGAGCUGCACACUUUCCGGGCCGGAGACGCCACUCGCCGCUACACCGAGCAGGAUCUCGAGCACGAUAUAGAUCAACUCGAUUGGCUACACACUCUCAAAGAGGAGAGGAACGAGGCCCCGGAUGAAGAUGACGCUCCUGUGUUCCGCGUGCUCGCUAGUAAGGAGUAUGAUCUCUGGAAAAAGAGUGAUUGGCAUGCUGCGUUGAAGUUGUUGGCUGGCCUGAAUCGUUAUUUGAUGGGCGGCCGCGCUAAGUGUGGUGUCAUGCAGAAUAUGUUUGAGAAGUUUCCGCUGGAGGAGUCGCUGCCUGCGGAGUCGUCUGCGGCUAGGCGCUGA